CGGGUCCAGCAUGGCAGCCACGGCCGCCUCCCCCGCGCUGAAGCGGCUGGAUCUGCGCGACCCCGGGGCGCUUUUCGAGACACAUGGAGCGGAGGAAAUCCGCGGGUUGGAGCGCCAGGUUCGGGCCGAGAUCGAGCACAAGAAAGAGGAGCUGCGGCAAAUGGUGGGCGAGCGGUACCGCGACCUGAUCGAGGCGGCCGACACCAUCGGCCAGAUGCGCCGCUGCGCCGAGGGGCUGGUGGACGCCGUGAAGGCCACCGACCAGUACUGCGCCCGGCUCCGCCUCGCCGGCUCGGCCGCCCCCUGGCCGCCACGGGACCCGCAGCCCCAGCAGCCAUCCCAGGAGAAGUUCUACAGCAUGGCUGCCCAGAUCAAGCUACUCUUAGAAAUUCCCGAGAAGAUCUGGAGCUCGAUGGAGGCCUCCCAGUAUCUGCACGCCACACAGCUCUACCUGCUCUGCUGCCACCUUCACAACCUGCUCCAGCUGGAUUCUUCUAGUUCCCGCUUCAGCCCCGUCCUCUCACGAUUCCCCAUACUCAUCCGGCAGGUCACAGCAGCCAGCCACUUCCGGUCAACUAUUCUGCAUGAAAGUAAGAUGCUGCUCAAAGGCCAAGCCGUGUCUGACCAAGCUGUAGCGGAGGCCCUGUGCUCCAUAAUGCUCUUAGAAGAGAGUUCUCCUCGCCAAGCCCUAACAGACUUCCUGUUGGCCAGAAAGGCAGCUAUUCAGAAACUUCUCGACCAGCCGCACCAUGGUGCCAGCAUCAAGGCCCAGGUUUGCUCAUUAGUGGAGCUGCUAGCCACCACUUUGAACCAAGCUCAUGCUCUUUUCUACACUUUACCAGAAGGUCAGCUGCCAGAUCCAUCCCUGCCGUGUGGCUUGCUCUUCUCAACUCUGGAGACCAUCACAGGCCAGCAUCCUACCGGAAAGGGUGCUGGCGUUCUGCAAGAGGAGAUGAAACUCUGCAGCUGGUUCAAACACCUGCCGGCGUCCAUCGUCCAGUUCCAGCCGGCUCUCCGAACCCUGGCACAGCCCAUCAGCCAGGAGUACCUGAAAGACACGCUGCAGAAAUGGAUCCACAUGUGUAAUGAAGACAUUAAAAAUGGGAUCACCAACCUGCUUAUGUACGUGAAGAGCAUGAGAGGUCUCGCAGGGAUCCGCGAUGCCAUGUGGGAAUUACUUACCAAUGAAUCCACCAAUCACAGCUGGGAUGUGAUAUGUCAGCGGCUUCUGGAGAAGCCUCUCUUGUUCUGGGAGGAUCUGAUGCAGCAGCUGUUCCUUGACCGAUUACAGACACUGACAGAAGAAGGCUUUGACUCCAUCUCCACCAGCUCUAAGGAACUGCUCAUUUCAGCCCUGCAGGAGCUUGAGGGCAACACCAGCAACUCCACUUCAAAUAAGCACCUCCACUUUGAGCACAACAUGUCUCUUUUCCUCUGGUCUGAGAGCCCCCAAGACCUGCCUCCCGACGCCGCCUGGGUCAGCGUGGCGCACCGGGGGCAUUUUGCUGCCAGUGGGCUCUCCAUGAAAGCACAGGCCGUUAGCCCUUGUGUCCAGAACUUCUGCUCUGCCCUAGAUUCUAAACUGAAGGUGAAGCUGGAUGACCUCCUGGCUUACCUUCCCUCUGCUGACGCAUCCCUGCCCAAGGACAUCUCCCCUGUGCCAGCCCAGAGCCGUGCCUUUGACAGGUAUGCGGAUGCUGGGACUGUGCGGGAGACGCUGCAGACUCACUCGGUGGCGUGCAUCAAGCACAUCACAGACCACAUCCGGGCAGAGCUGCAGAGCAUCGAACAGGUUGUGCAGGGGCAGCAGGAUCUCCUCAGUGGUGUCAAGUUGCAUUCAGUCCUUUUCAUGGCCAGACUCUGCCAAUCUCUGGGAGAACUGUGUCCCCACCUGAAGCAGUGCAUCUUGGGAAAGUCGGGAAGCUCCGAGAGACCAGCAAGGGAUCCCAGGGCUCUGAAAAAACAGGGAAAGGGGAAAGCGCGGGAAAUAAUUCCUAUGCAGGCGAAAUGGCAAGAAGUUAAGGAACUCCUCCUCCAGCAGAGCGUGAUGGGCUACCAAGUCUGGAGCUCAGCAGUUGUGAAGGUUUUGGUUCAUGGAUUCACCCAGUCGUUAGUUUUAGAUGACGCCGGCUCAGUGCUGGCCACAGCCACCAGCUGGGAUGAGCUAGAAAUCCAAGAGGAAGCAGAGUCUGGCAGCAGCGUCACGUCCACAAUCCGACUCCCUAUACAGCCAUCCUGGUAUGUCCAGUCCUUCCUGUUUAGCCUCUGCCAGGAAAUUAAUCGGGUUGGAGGCCACGCUUUGCCAAAAGUGACGCUGCAGGAGAUGCUAGGAAGCUGUAUGGUCCAAGUGGUGGCUGCUUAUGAGAAACUUGCAGAAGGAAAACAGGUGAAGAAAGAAGGUGCCUUCCCGAUGACCCAGAAUCGGGCCCUGCAGCUGCUUUAUGAUCUGCGUUAUCUCAGCAUUGUUCUGACAGCCCGGGGUGAGGAGGUGAAAAGUGGCCGCAGCAAACAGGACUCCAGAAUUGAGAAAGUGGCUGACUAUCUGGAAGCACUCAUUGACCCAUUUGACCUGGAUGUUUUCACACCACACCUCAACAGCAACCUUAAUCGCCUGGUGCAACGAACUUCUGUUCUAUUUGGAUUGGUCACUGGAACAGAGAAUCAUUUCACCCCCAGAAGCUGCACAUUCAACUCCCAAGAACCCCAUAACAUACUGCCCCUGGCGUCGAGUCAGAUCAGGUUUGGACUUCUUCCCCUGAGCAUGACAACUACCCGAAAGGCCAAAUCAACCAGCAGAAGCAUCGAAACAAAAGCCCAGGUUGUCUCCCCGGCACUCUCCCGAGCAGGUGACCCAACGCAGCCUGGCUCCUUGUUCCGACAGCUGGUCAGUGAGGAAGAAGACGCGUCCAUGCCUUCGUUAUUCAAGCUAGGUUGGCUCUCUAGUAUGACUAAAUAACACGGGAACAUAUCCGUCUCUCUCUAAAUAAAUACUACAUCAUUUCUGCUAA
This is a messenger RNA of Neomonachus schauinslandi (Hawaiian monk seal), 3008 nucleotides long. RefSeq names its product component of oligomeric golgi complex 1 (gene COG1). The transcript has 14 exons. The record is from RefSeq and is a predicted model, not a curated record. NCBI's taxonomy places the organism in Eukaryota, Metazoa, Chordata, Mammalia, Carnivora, Phocidae. Gene Ontology annotation, cellular component: COG complex; Golgi apparatus. Gene Ontology annotation, biological process: intra-Golgi vesicle-mediated transport. The coding region runs from base 11 to 2956 and encodes 981 amino acids.